Messenger RNA from Cercocebus atys (sooty mangabey), 2515 nucleotides. RefSeq names its product olfactory receptor 2T33. Gene Ontology annotation, cellular component: membrane. The record is from RefSeq and is a predicted model, not a curated record. The coding region runs from base 1063 to 2025 and encodes 320 amino acids. Gene Ontology annotation, molecular function: olfactory receptor activity; G protein-coupled receptor activity. The transcript has a single exon. NCBI's taxonomy places the organism in Eukaryota, Metazoa, Chordata, Mammalia, Primates, Cercopithecidae. Gene Ontology annotation, biological process: G protein-coupled receptor signaling pathway.
AUGUAAAAUGACAGAAAUGAUUCUUUUUUUCCCAUGAUUUCAUGUUUACUUUUUUUCUUACCACAAAUACAAGUUACAUAACUUUGCAGGUAGAAAUGUUAUUUCACAUCCUUCCUAAAAAUCACGACACAUAAUAGCAGUGGUACACCUACUGUAAUCUGGAAAAAGCUGACUAGACAGUAGUGAUUUUUUUUUUCUUGGUGCUUCUCUGCACACUUUUUUAUUUUAUUUUAUUUUGAGUCCUGGGAUACAUGUGCCAAACAUGCAGGUUUGUUACAUAGGUAUACAUGGGCGAUGGUGGUUUGGAGAGUAGUGAUUUUUUGACAUGGACUUUUUAAUGCCAUGUCCAGUGUUCUUUUAUCCAUGCAUUCUGCAUUAAUAAAAUGAGUCUGAGAGUGGUUUACAGUUAUAAUGGAGGCAGUGGAGGUCUGCAGUCAAGGAGUCAGUGGGCUGUGGCAAUCACAUGAGAAAUACUUUAAACAGUAUGUAAAAUAAGGGGAGGACAUACACUACAUAGGAGGACAGUAAUGCAACUGACAAGGCUUGGCACAGCUUGAUUAGGUAGAAUCCUUGCCUAUUUUGCUGGUUUUAUUGUCCUAUAAUCUCUGCUUAUUUCCCUGAGAGAAUAAGAGAAUGAGAGAAUAUUUGAUGUUGGUAAAUGUUGGGAGAGAAUAACAGUAACUAUAAUGAGUAAGUAGUACUUGGAGUAAGUAUAAAACAGGAAACAACUUAAAAAUGGUUUCAUAUCUAUGAAGUGUUGUUAUUAGUCACAGACAAGGUAUCAUCUCAAAGACGCUCGUGUUUCUGUGUGUUUGUGUCUGCUCACAUCUGAAUGCUCACAUGGUGGAUGUAGUAAUUUAAUGAGUCCUUGGCCCUACCUUUCUGGAGGUCCCUGAAUGAGACCAUCUGUUUCUGAGAUGAGGUCUACAAUCCUGCAAAUAUGCAAACCAUGACAUUUGUGAAUUUUCUACGAAUCAAAGAGGGAAAUUAGCUCGUUAUUCAGAUGAUAAAAGCCUCUUCCUUCUCUAUUUUUCCAUUUGCACCAUCACACCCGUGGAAAUUAUGGAGAUGAGAAAUACUACCUCAGACUUUAUACUCCUAGGAUUCUUUGAUCACACCACAGCCCACCAAGUCCUCUUCAUGAUGCUUCUGGCCAUUGUUUUGACCUCCCUGUUUGGCAAUGCCCUCAUGAUUCUCCUGAUCCACCGGGACUGCCGGCUCCACACGCCCAUGUACUUCCUCCUGAGCCAGCUCUCCCUCAUGGACAUGAUGCUGGUUUCCACCACUGUGCCCAAAAUGGCGGCUGACUACCUGACCGGAAAUAAGGCCAUCUCCCCUGCCGGCUGCGGUGCGCAGAUCUUCUUCCUCCCCACGCUGGGGGGUGGAGAGUGCUUCCCCUUAGCAGCCAUGGCCUAUGACCGCUGCGCGGCUGUCUGCCACCCACUCCGAUAUCCCAUGCUCAUGAGCUGGCAGCUGUGCCUGAGGAUGACCAUGUCGUGUUGGCUCCUGGGUGCAGCUGACGGGCUCCUGCAGGCUGCUGCUUCCCUGAGCUUCCCGUAUUGCGGGGCGCACGAGCUCGAUCAUUUCUUCUGCGAGGCCCCCGUGCUGGUGCGUUUGGCUUGUGCUGACACUUCAGUCUUCGAAAACGCCAUGUACAUCUGCUGUGUGUUAAUGCUCCUGGUGCCCUUGUCCCUCAUCCUGUCCUCCUAUGGUCUCAUCCUCGCCGCUGUUCUCCACAUGCGCUCUCCAGAAGCCCGCAAGAAGGCCUUUGCCACCUGCUCUUCACAUGUGGCUGUGGUGGGACUCUUUUAUGGAGCUGCCAUUUUUACCUACAUGAGACCCAAAUCUCACAGGUCCACUAACCACGAUAAGGUUGUGUCAGCCUUCUACACUGUGUUCACCCCUUUGCUAAACCCCCUCAUCUACAGUGUGAGGAACAGUGAGGUCAAGGGAGCCCUGAAACGGUGGCUGGGGACGUGUGUAAACAUAAAACACCAGCAAAAUGAGGCCCACAGAUCAAGAUGAUCUAGUGUCAAAUGAGUCUUAAGUUCCUGAAUUUAUUAACAUUUUAACACAUUGUAAUCUCUCCCUUCAAUAAUUCAUGAAGAGAAAAUUAAGUUUAUGCAUUUAUAUAAUAAGAUAUUUUGAAGGAAGUGAGACAAUUGUAUUGAGAGAAACCAUUUUUGAGCAUUUAUGUACUUUUCUUCAAGUGAAGUAAAAUCUAUAUAUUACUUUGUAUCCUAAAACAACCCCAUGAUAUAAGUACUGUUGACAAUAUCUCCUACUUUCUAAAAAAAAAAAUUAACACAUGGAAAUAUUGUUCCCAAUUUCACACAGCAAGGAAAUAUUAAAAAGUGACCCCAGAGCUUGUAUUGUAACUUGGAAUAGUUUAUUUCUGUUCAAUAAUGUAUUUUGAGUGUUAUUUUCGAUGUGUAUGCUCUACGAUAAGUAAGUGCAGCACACCAACGUGGCGCAAGUAUACAUAUGUAACAAACCUGCAUGUUAUGUACAUGUA